AUGCAAGAAAAGCAAGAGCACUUAUAUAAAAUUUUGGUUUUAGGUGAUCUAGGCACUGGAAAAACCAGUAUAAUUAAACGUUAUGUUCAUAAUCUUUCUUCUAUGAAUUAUAAAAGUACUAUUGGUGUCGACUUUGCUCAAAAGGUCUUGCAAUGGUCGCCAGACAAGUUGGUUAGAUUGCAAUUGUGGGACAUCGCUGGGCAUGAAAAAUUUGGAAACAUGACAAGAUUUUAUUAUAAAGAAGCAGUUGGGGCCCUCAUAGUGUACGACGUAACACGGUCUUACACCUUUGAAGGAGUCUCCAAAUGGAAAUCCGAUCUAGAUCAGAAAGUGACCUUGCCCGAAGCUUGGGGUGGUGGACCUAUUCCAGUUGUAUUGCUGGCUAAUAAGUCUGACCUUAACCAUGAAGGUCCUAAUACAAAAACUGAUGCCGAAAUAUCACAAUAUUGUGAAGAGAACGGUUUCAUAAAAUGGUUUAAGACUUCGGCAGUGAAUAACCAAAACAUUGAAGAAGCUUCGCGGUGUUUGGUUUCAGAGAUUUUGACAAUCGAUCAAAAGAACGAUAAGAAGGAAAAACGUGGUUAUUUAGCCAAUAGAAAUGAUGACAUCAUAAAAAUUCGAAGUGAAAAAGAAAAACCCACAAGUGGUGAUAACAUUUCAGAUGCCAUCAAAGUCUCUGACAAGGUUUCGAAUCUUCAAAAAGAUGCAAGGUCUCUUUUCACCGUAACCAAUCCUGAUGCCGUCAAUUUGGGACAGGGUUUUCCUGAUGAUCCACCAUCAGAUCAUAUAAAAGAAGUUGUAGCAAGAGCAAUCGCUGUGCCUGAAUGUAAUCAAUAUGCUCAUCCUAAAGGUCGAUUACACACUCGUCAAGCAUUGGCGAAUGCUUUUGGUCCUUUGUUUAAUAGAACUUUGGACCCUGAAACAGAAAUUCUUGUAACUGCUGGUGCUAAUGAAGGUCUUACUGAUCUUUUCUCUGCGUUCAUAGACCAUGGGGAUCAAGCUAUUUUGAUCGAGCCUUUCUAUGAUCAAUAUGUUGCCAACGUCACAAUGAACGGUGGUGUACCCAUAUAUGUUCCCUUACGCCCGACCAGUGAUCCGACUCAGAACAUGUCAUCGCGUGAAUGGAAAAUAGAUAUUAAUGAACUUCGUUCUAAAAUUACUUCUAAAACAAAACUUAUUGUUUUUAACAAUCCACAUAAUCCAACUGGAAAAGUUUUUUCUAGGGAAGAAAUGAUGGAGAUUGGUGCAGUAGCACAAGAAUUUAAUUUACUUAUCAUUAGUGAUGAAGUGUAUGAACGUUAUUAUUAUGCACCAGAUGUUUUCGAACGCAUUGCUACUCUUCCUGGAAUGUGGGAACGUACAAUCACUGUUGGUGAUUGUGGUAAGACUUUUGGAACAACCGGUUGGUGUGUUGGAUGGUUAAUCGGAUCCAAAUAUUUGAUAAAAGCUGCAUUAUCUGCACAUACUAGAAUUGUGUUUUGCGUGAAUUCUCCUCUUCAGGAAGCAAUAGCUAUCCUAUUUGAAGAAAUUGAUCAGAAAGAGUAUUUCGAUCGCCAAAUUUCUGCUUAUACAUUAAAACGUGAAAAGUUAAUGUCCACAUUAUCGUCCAUUGGAAUACCAUAUACAAUUCCCCAAGGAAGUUAUUUCGUACUAGCCAACACUUCAAAGAUUCAAAUACCUCAAGAUUACGAGUUUCCUGAAGAAUUUAUUACCGCUCCAAGAGAUUUCAGAGUUUGUUAUUGGCUGGCUAAAGAAAUUGGUAUUAUAGCAACUCCGCCAAGUGAAUUUUAUUCUCAAGAACAUAAACAUCUUGUGGAAGAUUUUGUAAGGUUUGCAUUUUGUAAGUCUAAUGAAACUUUAGAACUUGCUGCUGAAGCCUUUAAUAAGUUGAAGCCGUAUGUUAAGUAG
Messenger RNA from Cetraspora pellucida, 1908 nucleotides. The record is from the annotation of a GenBank genome assembly. NCBI's taxonomy places the organism in Eukaryota, Fungi, Glomeromycota, Glomeromycetes, Diversisporales, Gigasporaceae.